ACACUGGAAAAUUUACUGCAUCACAUAAAAACAAGCUCGCUCUUCUCCAGUCAUUUGUGCUCCUGUUUUACGACAAAUCCUAAUUUAUGUGCGCAAAUUAAAUUGACUAAAGUAAAUGCAAUAAAGCUCACUAAUAGACAGCCGGUGAAGAGAGGUGAAUUUGUGUUGAAAAGCGGGAUAAACAAAGCGACAUAACCACAAAAAUGGCCAAAAGAUACGGAUUGAUUCUGCCUGGCAAGGGUGAGAAGAAAGCUCCCGUGGCGAAUUUCUCCAGGCCAUCGGUCUUCGGCAGUGAUUCAGACUCUGACGAUGACGGACGAUCCGGAAAGACUGGAAUGUUGGGUCCGGGAGACACACAGAAGCGCCAAGCGAGGCUGAUUCAGGAGAAGGCGCUGCAGGAGGACCCAACAGUGUUCCAGUAUGAUGAGUUGUACGAUGAGAUCGAGAGCAAGCGACAGGAGGCUAAGAAGACGCUGAGCGCGGAGGAGAAGAAGCCCAAGUACAUAAAGAAGCUCCUGGAGACGGCGGAGAAGCGGAAGAAGGAGUACGAGAGGCGCGUGGAGCGUCAAGUGCAGAAGGAGCGUGAAGAGGAGGGUGAGAAGUUCAAGGACAAGGAGUCCUUUGUCACGUCGUCGUACAAGAAGAAGCUCGAGGAGAUGCGGAAGGCCGAGGAGGAGGAGGAGAGAGAGGCGUAUCUGGAGUCCAUUGGGGAUGUGACGAAGCAGAAGGAUCUCGAUGGCUUCUAUCGGCACAUCUAUGAGCAGAAGAUGGGCAAGGAAGUGCCGACGGAGGAGAAGGAUGAGGAGAAGAGCCCGGAAAGGGACAUCAAGACGCCAGAAAGGAUGGUGAAGAAGGAGCGGAGCUACAGGAAGCGAAAGGAGUCGGCCGAAGAGGCAGACUUGGAACCUGAAGAGUGUUCUGUGACCAAGAAAGCUCACAUCCAGUCAAAUAUCGAUGCAGAUUCGGACUUCAGCAUUGAUUCCUCCUCGGAGGAAUCUGAGGAUGAUGAGCCGAAGGAAAAUGCCCAGAGCAAAUCAAGUGACGUUGCAGAGACGAGUGAAAAGCCCCUGGAGCCCAACACGAAGGAGGCAGAGUCUCAGAAGGCGCCGGAAGAGAGCUUCAAGGCGCCCGAAGAGGAGAAACCAAAGGAGCAGCCGAAGGAGCAAAGGAACAACGAGACGCCCAAGGAAAAGCGGCCCAGGAUAAACAUCUGGGCCAAGAGAACUGUCGGAGCAGCCUUCGAUGCCGCCCUGCAGAGAUACUACGAACGCAAGGCAGCCCGAUCCGGAGGUUAGAGCUGCAUUCCAGCCAUUUGUGAGGUUAUGUAGAUUUGCGGGGAUAUCAUAAAAUGAAAUCUAUGAGCGAAAUCGUCUUACCUUUUGAUUGUGGCUUGCGUGGGUGAUGAAUAAAUGAACACUUGAGCACUGAUAAGACUUUAUUGGGUGAUUUUGAAGGGAAUCACGGGGAAAAAACACCAAAACACUGAG
This is a messenger RNA of Phlebotomus argentipes, 1487 nucleotides long. Its product is annotated as nuclear speckle splicing regulatory protein 1. Gene Ontology annotation, biological process: regulation of alternative mRNA splicing, via spliceosome. The transcript is spliced from 2 exons. NCBI's taxonomy places the organism in Eukaryota, Metazoa, Arthropoda, Insecta, Diptera, Psychodidae. The record is from RefSeq and is a predicted model, not a curated record. Bases 204 to 1295 code for a protein of 363 amino acids.